This is a messenger RNA of Pectinophora gossypiella (pink bollworm), 1711 nucleotides long. Its product is annotated as choline-phosphate cytidylyltransferase B-like. The transcript is spliced from 8 exons. NCBI's taxonomy places the organism in Eukaryota, Metazoa, Arthropoda, Insecta, Lepidoptera, Gelechiidae. The coding region runs from base 351 to 1499 and encodes 382 amino acids. Gene Ontology annotation, biological process: CDP-choline pathway. Gene Ontology annotation, molecular function: phosphatidylcholine binding; choline-phosphate cytidylyltransferase activity. The record is from RefSeq and is a predicted model, not a curated record.
UCCUCGGUACAUUCCUCGCACCGAUUCCUCCUCCGUUUAUAUUGGUUUAAUUCAGUCGCGAUCCUCUCUUCGCAGAGCACGCACGUUGUUGCACUCGUCAAUAAAAACAACGAUUUCUACUGCUCAUACUGGUUUCUUUCCCUCCAAACAGACCAGUUACAUUUGUGAAAAAAUAAUCUAUGACAUUAAUUGUCAAAAAUCGUGAAAAAAAAAACAGUUUAGAAAAAUUCUAGUUAUAUAUUUUGAAAUAUUUUUUAUUUAUAAGGAUGCGAAGAACAGUAUAGCUUUUAAAUAAUAAUUGACAAUUUAAAGAAGUGUUAGUUUAUAUUGGUCGGAAGUAGUCGAAGUGUAUGUCGAUGAUGUCAGCGCUGACGGUGACCACGACGCUCACCAACGGGCACGGUCACCUCAAGUUGGAAGCCAAUGGCCUCAAUGGAUACAGGAAGAAUGGAUACACUAAACCGGAACCCACACCCGUAGAAUUACCCUCGCUAUGCACAGCGGCGCCAUUCAGCGGCGACGCGACAGCGAUAGCGGAGCGCGAGCGCGUAUGCUACGGUCGGAUAUCGCGCGCAGCCGCGCUGGCGGGGUCGGCGGGCCGCAAGGUGCGCGUGUACUCGGACGGCAUCUACGACAUGUUCCACCAGGGACACGCGCGGCAACUAAUGCAGGCCAAGACUGUCUUCCCUAAUGUUUACCUUAUAGUCGGAGUAUGCAACGACGAUCUCACACACAGCCGCAAGGGGCGCACAGUUAUGACAGAAGACGAGCGAUACGAGGCCGUCCGCCAUUGCAGAUAUGUAGAUGAGGUAGUGAAAGACGCGCCGUGGGAGUACGAUGAGGAGUUCCUGGAGAAGCACAAGAUUGACUUCGUGGCGCACGACGACAUCCCGUACACCACCGAGGACUGCGAGGACACCUACGCCAUGAUCAAGGCCAAAGACAUGUUCGUCGCCACGCAGAGGACGGAAGGCGUGUCAACGUCUGACAUAGUGGCGCGGAUAGUGCGCGACUACGACAUCUACGUGCGGCGGAACCUGGCGCGCGGGUACUCGGCCAAGGAGCUCAACGUAUCCUUCCUUAACGAGAAGAAGUUCCGGUUGCAGAACAAAAUGGACGAGCUCAAGGACAAAGGCAAGAAGGUAAUGACAAACAUAGGUGAGAAGCGAGUGGACAUUCUAACCAAGUGGGAGGAGAAGUCCCGGGAGUUGAUCGACGCGUUCUUACUCCUAUUCGGCCCCGACGGGCGCCUGUCCAGCAUAUGGAACGAGUCCAAGGGCCGGCUCAUGCAGGCGCUGUCGCAGCCGCCGUCGCCGCGCGCCAGCCCGCCGCCCAGCGAGAACGGAGACUCACAUUCACCUACUCAUAGAGGAUCGGCGUCGCCGCCGCCGCCCAAGUCGCGGCGAUACGAAACGCUAUGGGAGCCCCAAGCAGGUAACUGGAUGCAUCGGGCUCUGAACGUGCUGGGGACGAGGAAGCGUCCUCACAGCGCCAGCUGACCGACGACGGCUCGGACAGCGACGACGACUACCAGGACACCAGCCCCUACCUCUAGGCCCCGGCGGGGCGCGUCGCCGCCUGCGACGUGCUCCAUCGCGCCACGUCCGACCUCAGCAUCGAGGACCGCCCCGCCGCCGUCGCCGGCCGCGCCACACAUAUAUCUUGUUGAUAUGUUAAAUUAUUGUAGAAUAUAUGUAUGUUACACCUUAAA